AUACUCGGUGUGUAUGUACACAGGACUCUGAUCUGAUCAGUUUGCGGAGUUGGAGCCCCGGCCCCCAGCCCCAGCCCCUGCCCCAGUAUUGGCAGCGGCAGCUAUAGAUGUUUCUGCAAAGCCAGCAGCCGGCUCCCACCUACCCAAGGAGAGAAGAUCACUCCAAGACAGUGAAAGCUUCCCUGCUGUCUCAGUGCAAAGUCCAUUCAGCGACCUCACAGGAGUAACGGGGCCUUAACUUUUUGCGUUUCUUUUGCUAUAAUUUUCUCCAUUCACCUCCCCAUCUCCGCUACAAUUUUUACUGGGGGUCUUUUGUUUUCCGGAUCCUCCGUCUCUCCCUCUGGCCCCUCCAUGGCUCCCUUAGCCGAAGUCGGGGGCUUCCUGGGCGGCCUGGAGGGCUUGGGCCAGCAGGUGGGCUCGCACUUCCUGCUGCCUCCUGCCGGGGAGCGGCCGCCUCUGCUGGGCGAGCGCCGGGGCGCGGCGGAGCGGGGCGCCCGCGGCGGGCCCGUGGCUGCGGAGCUGGCGCACCUGCACGGCAUCCUGCGCCGCCGGCAGCUCUACUGCCGCACCGGCUUCCACCUGCAGAUCCUGCCCGACGGCAGCGUGCAGGGCACCCGGCAGGACCACAGCCUCUUUGGUAUCCUGGAGUUCAUCAGUGUGGCAGUGGGACUGGUCAGUAUUCGAGGUGUGGACAGUGGUCUUUACCUUGGAAUGAAUGACAAAGGAGAACUCUAUGGAUCAGAGAAACUGACUUCUGAAUGCAUCUUUCGGGAGCAAUUUGAAGAGAAUUGGUAUAAUACCUAUUCAUCCAACAUAUAUAAACAUGGAGACACUGGCCGCAGGUAUUUUGUGGCACUCAACAAAGACGGAACUCCAAGAGAUGGUGCCAGGUCCAAAAGACAUCAGAAAUUUACACAUUUCCUACCUAGACCAGUGGAUCCAGAAAGAGUUCCUGAAUUGUACAAGGACAUACUGAUGUACAGUUGAAGUGUGAUAGUGUCUUUGCUGAAGAACCAAACUACAACUAUUCUCUCUUAUUAGAGUUCCCAUCAUAAAAUAAUAACCCAAGAAGACAUUCGGAAUGUUAUGGAGUCUACUUUCCACUGGGAGACUGACUUUGGAAAGAAUAUUGAGAACAAACAAACAAAAAUAUUUUGACUUGAAGUAGAUCAAGAUCUCUCUUUAUAAGUGGACUAAGUUCCCUUAGGAACACCAGCUCAGUCCUUACUAGUAGAUUGAAGCUGAAAAAUCUGUUAAGCUGUGGAUAAUGGGAACCCCACCUAGUUUGCUGCUGGUGCCUCACCUCUCUGGAUUAUGUUUACUUUAAAAGUUACAUUAAAAAUAGAUACUUCAUGUUGAAGAAAUGGAUUGACGUAGUUGGCCAAGAUUAUUGCUAUAUAAAUUCUGAGGACUUGGUAGGAUUUUGCAAGUUAUGGCAUUAUAUGUAAAAGAACCUGGGUGAAAUGUGGACUAUGAAUCAUGCCACAGCAAGACAGAACAUUUUUUUAAAGGAUGGACCUAUUUAUACAUUUUCAGUUUGCAAAUAUUUAUUAUAUAUAUUUAUUUAUUAAAGAGUUUAUUUUUUACUGGUAUAUGAAGAUAAUACAAAGAGAAAAAACACAAAAAUUCCUUUAUUGUGCCAUUUCUUUGUUGUGGUGUCUUGGGCUGUAAAGAAGACAUCAUUAUUGCAACACAUUUAGUGUAGAAUAAGAGCUUGAAUUUCUUUUUAAAAAUAAAGUAUAGCAUAGAUUAUAUUUUUUUUGCAGUCAAUUGCCUUCUAAAUGUAACAUUGGUUCCUUUGGCCUGGAAAAAUGCUUUAUCAAUUUGUAUUGAAUUCACACAUUCAAAAGGGAAUUAAAC
Molecule: messenger RNA, 1860 nt
Organism: Ceratotherium simum simum (southern white rhinoceros)
Lineage: Eukaryota; Metazoa; Chordata; Mammalia; Perissodactyla; Rhinocerotidae
Gene: FGF20
Product: fibroblast growth factor 20
Molecular function (GO): growth factor activity
Source: RefSeq, a predicted model, not a curated record